AUGACUCAUUUUGAUAUAUUAGGAGGGGGCCUUCUGACAAUUUCAACCGACGGCUUCGACCAGAACCACACCACCGCCGCCACCACUUGCCACCGCCUACCACUUCCCAAUCACCUCAUGCCUUCUUCGUCUUCUUCUCCAUCCCCUUCUCAACCAAAAGGACCUGUUUCCUCCUCCUCCUCUGUCCCAGCUCAGAGACCGGGGAUCAUCAGAAGCGGCAGCGAUGUUAACAGCCCACGGCGGCUCACGCGCCAGGGGAGGCUGAGCAAGGAUGUGAUUUCCUACUCCGUCCCGGAGAAGUCUCGCUCAUCGCCCACGUCUCCUGAAUAUUCGACCCGUAAAUCACGCUCUCCCAGUGCCGCCGAGUCGGCCUCGACCCCUAGUUCUCGCUCCUCGGUAGGUGACUCGGCCCGGAAGUCAUGCUCUUCUUCUUCUUUCGUCGCUGGGCCUCAAGGAAGCCCACAUCCCCUGCCGCUCCCGGAAUUUCCGGUGACCAACCGGAGACCCGACUGCGGCUCUAAAGAUAACAACUUCUUCAGCAGGAAGAGGACUGAUCAAGCGGGAACAACCUCAUCGUCGGCGAAAGCAUCCAAGAAUUACCGCCAAGAUGUAAAGGGUGGGGAUGGUGUUUUCUACUUCAACUGGUUGAAUGUUCCAUCUAGGACUAAAACGGAGUGUGCUCCACAGUUGAGCCAACGGGGUCAUCAUCCUGUUAGCCCACAAAGAGCAAAGACGAUGGAUUUUUUGCCUACACAUUCUUCAUAUGUUGCGGCGAACAAUUACAACAGGGGAAUGGGAAUGAGAGUGUCAACGGAGGCUAACUUUGAACGUGAAAGUUACAACUUGAGCAGGAGUGCUCCAACUAGUGUUUUCUCAAGUCCUGCAGUUAGCCCCCGCAGAUCAAACGUUGCGGAUCCUUUUCCUUUUUUCACACCUCAUCAGGAGAAAUAUCAGGAUGGUGGUGCUACUUUCCCUUCAUUGUUGUUGUCACCCAAGAAAACUACACCUACGCUUAGUCCCAAUCAUUCUCCACUUCAUAGCCCUACGCCUCGAAGUCCACGCUUCAGCCCCAAUGCUUCAAACUACGACACUAAUAGUCUUGCCACUGCUCACCCGUUGCCUUUGCCUCCUGGAGCCGCGGUGGCACCACCACCGCAAUCUAUCGUUAUGCAUCAAAAUGUUGCACCGAAUGUAGCUGUGACGUCAAUGAAAGGGCAGUGGCAGAAGGGGAAACUUAUUGGACGGGGUACCUUUGGUAGUGUUUAUCUUGCAACCAACAGAGAAACUGGGGCCUUGUGUGCCAUGAAGGAAGUUGAUCUCAUUCCUGAUGAUCCUAAAUCUGCAGAAAGUAUCAAGCAAUUGGAACAGGAAAUUAAAGUCCUCCGCACACUAAAGCAUCCAAAUAUUGUGCAGUAUUAUGGUAGUGAAGUGAUUGAUGAUCAUUUCUACAUAUAUUUAGAAUAUGUUCACCCUGGAUCAAUAAAUAGAUAUGUCCAAGACCAUUUUGGAGCCAUGACGGAAUCUGUAGUUCGCAAUUUUACCCGCCAUAUCCUCUAUGGGUUGGCUUAUUUGCAUGACACGAAGACAAUUCACAGGGAUAUUAAAGGUGCAAAUUUGCUUGUUGAUGCAUCAGGCGUCGUCAAACUUGCCGAUUUUGGGAUGGCAAAACAUCUUAGUGCACAUUCAUAUAAUCUUUCUUUGAAGGGCAGCCCGUACUGGAUGGCUCCUGAGGUCAUAAAGGCUGUGAUUCAGAAUGAUGGUGAUCCUAAUCUUGCUUUGGCUGUUGAUAUAUGGAGCUUGGGUUGCACCAUCAUUGAGAUGUUCAAUGGAAAACCGCCUUGGAGUGAAUUUGAAGGGCCACAAGCUAUGUUCAAGGUUCUGCACAGAACCCCGGAUAUACCAGAAAGAUUAUCUGCAGAAGGAAAAGAGUUCCUAAGUUUGUGCUUCAAAAGGAACCCUGCAGAGAGACCAUCAGCCAAGAAGCUACUCGAUCAUCCUUUUGUACGAAUUUCAAAUGACCAAAAUGUCUCAUCUUAUAGUCGAGCUUUUUCUCUGGUAAACCUAAUGGACAAACUGAAUAGCCCGACGGACCACAUAAAGCAAAAACUUGGUCGAGUGUUGGUCGGUUCACGCACUUCUAAUUGAGAGGUGAAAGAACCUGGAUCGUUGAAGGUGAUGCAUCCAUGUCCAUGACUGCAGCCCCUUGUUCAAAUUGAAGCAUCCUGUGCAUGUUUUGAACCAUUAUACUUCUGCUAUGGUUGAUGGUUAUGGAUGAAAUGCAUGGUGCAGCUGAUUUGAGAUUUUCCAUUGCCUAUUUUAUCAGCAUGCAAUGGGAUCUGGAUUUGGAAGCAGCUGGUUAUAUGAGUAUGAUCAAGUUGAGAAUUUUCAACCUUGUGUUCAUAAAUCAUCGAUCCUUGAGGAGACAACUGAUUUGACGAGUAGCUAGCUAAGACUUGUAUUCUUUAGGAAGAAAAUAGAUGAAUGUACACAUAGACGGGUGUAGUCAUGUUAAUCUGUAAAUAUUGAUUUGUAUGGCGUCUCUCAAAAGAAACUCUUUAACUUAAUUUACAAACCAAUAAUUAUUUUAAAUUGAAUAUUUUCUAUACC
Messenger RNA from Fragaria vesca subsp. vesca, 2607 nucleotides. RefSeq lists its product as uncharacterized. Lineage: Eukaryota; Viridiplantae; Streptophyta; Magnoliopsida; Rosales; Rosaceae. The transcript is spliced from 10 exons. Gene Ontology annotation, biological process: protein phosphorylation. Bases 1 to 2145 code for a protein of 714 amino acids. The record is from RefSeq and is a predicted model, not a curated record. Gene Ontology annotation, molecular function: protein kinase activity; ATP binding.